AUGGGAGUCAAAGACAACGAAAAGUUAGGGAGACGCGUGCGUUCGGCGGCGUUUUUAGUCGCCGUCGGCAUGGUGGUUGGCUCUUUAGCCGGGUUUUUAUUCACGCCUCCGAAUCACGACGACGGAUUUGGCGCACCAUCAUCAUCAUCAUCUUUUCAUCGUCACGAUCAUUCAUCGACUUGGCAUCCGACGACGAGUUACGGGUCUUCUUCUUCUUCUGAUAAUGACGACAAUAACGACGACGACCACGACGACGAUUCGAGUCGUCAGCAGCAGCAUCAUCAUCACUCGAAUAGUGGCGGCGAUCAUCAUAACGACGGAGAAGAAGAAAAUGAUGACCACCACGACGGUGACGACCACUUAGUCUCGAAACCGAAAACGACCGUGAACACGAACGUGCAAUCCGGUAAGCAAACGUGGACGAACCCGCAGCACAGAGAGAUGUAUAAAACGAUGUACGACGAGUAUCACAAGUUACGCUCUGGCGCGAACGUGUGCCACUCGUGCAGGUUUUUAGAUGGGAUUAAAAAGAGGUACAAGUUUAAGACGUUGUUAGACGCCGGGUGCGGCACGGCGGUGAUGGUGAGAAAAUUGAGACAAAGUGGGGUAGACGCGAGAGGGAUUGAAGCCGCGAGCUUGCCGUUGAAAGAGUACGCGUCGGAUUUGUUGGCGAAUGGGACGGUAUUUUCCACGCCAAUGCAAGAAAUUCCGUUCAAGUCGGAAUCGUUCGAUAUGAUUACGUCUGUCGAGGUGUUCGAGCACAUUCCAGAAGCAGAUAUCGAUCGGUCCAUUAACGAGCUGAGUCGAGUGGCUAAACCUGGAGCGAAUGCUUUUAUUACGGUUGGACAGUCCACGUCUAGGUUUGACACGGCUGAUGGUAGGAAGAAGUCUGCCGUGGCGCAGAUUUCGACAAAGUUCAAAUUUCACGAAACGGUGAAGCCGAGACAGUGGUGGUUGGAUACGUUUUGUGCGCAUGGGUGGUUCGCGGAUGACGAUGCGUACAUGCACAUGGUGAAAACGAGUAACGAAGGUGGUUUGUCUCGACCACCACCGCGAGGAUGGUUUUCGUUGACGAAAGGGAAACCGAACGGGAAGCCGUGCAAGUGCAAAGUGCCUCCGGGGAGACAAGCGAGUUGGUUCUGCGGUGUCGGGAGACCGAACGCGAAGAAGGAUGUGGCCAAAUUGUGGAGCGAUUUGAAGAAGGAAGCCAGUGCUUAA
This is a messenger RNA of Bathycoccus prasinos, 1218 nucleotides long. RefSeq lists its product as hypothetical. Bases 1 to 1218 code for a protein of 405 amino acids. NCBI's taxonomy places the organism in Eukaryota, Viridiplantae, Chlorophyta, Mamiellophyceae, Mamiellales, Bathycoccaceae. The transcript has a single exon. The record is from RefSeq and is a predicted model, not a curated record. Gene Ontology annotation, molecular function: S-adenosylmethionine-dependent methyltransferase activity.